UGUCAAAACGAGCAGACAAGUCAAGACAACUGACAAGCAAACAUGGAAGGCGACAGGAAAGAUCCUCCAGACGCGCAAUUUAUAUCUUUUCAAGAUUAUUCGCCGAUUCAUAGAUCAGGUGGAACUGGUCAAGCACAAUUAGAUAUCGGAACUUCCGGUCAUCAACCUUUUGGUAAUUUCGCAAAUGAUCCUACUGGAAUUGGAAUGGUUCAAGACCUCCAGGGCAUGCCCAGUGCAGAAGAACCGAAACAGCGCAGUUUUUGGUCCGUAGAAUAUUACCAAAAAUUCUUCAAUGUCAAUACACAGGACGUGGUCGAGAGAAUUAAGAGAUCGAUGAUUCCACAUGGAACUGAUAAUUAUUUAAAAACGCACAUUGAGCCAAAUCCCGAUCUCUAUGGGCCAUUUUGGAUAUGUGUGACAUUAGUUUUUUCGAUAGCCAUAAGUGGAAAUAUAACGAAUUAUCUUCAAACUGCGAACACGGGAAAGUAUCAUUGGCAGUACAAAUUUCAUCUGGUUUCGGGGGCGGCCACUUGCAUAUUUUUGUAUGCUUGGUUGUUGCCUCUUGCACUCUGGGGUGCCCUAAAAUGGACCACGAGCCAACCGAGUCGAGAAGGAGAACUAAUUGAAGAAACACCGCAAACUCCAGGACUUUUGCAAUUACUCUGCCUUUACGGCUAUUCACUCUCAAUUUACAUUCCAGUAACAUUUCUCUGGACGAUACAAUUUAGCUGGUUGCAGUGGGGCUUAGUAAUUGCCGCUACAGUAUUAUCUGGCGGUGUUUUGCUUCGUUCUCUCCUGCCAGUUAUUGAAGGAAGGCAUAAAUUUAUAUACAUGUCUGUAAUUAUGGGCUUGCAUCUCCUAUUAGCUGCAGGUUUUAUGUUAUACUUUUUUCAUGUCCCAUCGAAAACUGAAACUACCGUUGCGGAUAUCGUCACGCAAGCGUCGGUAAUUGCAAGUACUGUCGCAAAACCAAUGGUUAAAAACAUUUCCAAUUCGACUCAUUGAAGUUGAAAACCAUUCUUUGUUUGUUAAGGCUGAAUAGUUUUCUAUGGUUUGUUUGUAUCUGUCUCCCUUCAUUUAAAUUACAGAUGAAAUAUUGUUUUAUUCAAGUGUUAAUUAAUAAACAAUGGAAACUGAAUACACACUUUUCAGAACGA
Molecule: messenger RNA, 1157 nt
Organism: Belonocnema kinseyi
Lineage: Eukaryota; Metazoa; Arthropoda; Insecta; Hymenoptera; Cynipidae
Product: protein YIPF1
Exons: 4
Coding region: 43-1005 (320 amino acids)
Biological process (GO): vesicle-mediated transport
Cellular component (GO): Golgi apparatus; membrane
Molecular function (GO): small GTPase binding
Source: RefSeq, a predicted model, not a curated record